Messenger RNA from Drepanopeziza brunnea f. sp. 'multigermtubi' MB_m1, 1575 nucleotides. RefSeq lists its product as uncharacterized. Gene Ontology annotation, biological process: carbohydrate transport; transmembrane transport. Gene Ontology annotation, molecular function: carbohydrate:proton symporter activity. NCBI's taxonomy places the organism in Eukaryota, Fungi, Ascomycota, Leotiomycetes, Helotiales, Drepanopezizaceae. Gene Ontology annotation, cellular component: membrane. The record is from RefSeq and is a predicted model, not a curated record.
AUGGGUUCCGACGACGCCAAAAACAAGUAUGUCGGCGCAGCGCUUGCCGCAGUCAUGCCCGUAGACGACAAACCUUGGUAUAGAAAGCCCAAUAUGGUCUAUCUCAACUUCUGCCUCUUCAGUCUUUUGCUUCUAUCUUCUGGAAACGGCUUCGACGGGUCGAUGUUGAACGGCCUCCUCGCUCUUCCACGGUGGAUGGAGUUUAUGGACCAUCCGACCGGCUCCUGGCUCGGAUUCAUCUCCGGUGGUUCCAAUCUGGGAUCGAUAUUUCUGUUUCCCAUCAUCGCGUGGGCUUCCAACAAAUUCGGUCGCAAGCGAACCAUCUUUGUGGGACACAUCAUUCUUACUGUGGGCGUGGGUUUACAGACGGGAGCUACCAAUCCCGCCAUGUUCGUGAUAGCUCGUAUCGUCGUAGGAGCUGCUUCGGCAUGCUUUGGUGGCUGUACCCCUCUCUUGAUGACGGAAACUGCAUACCCUGUCCAUCGAGGUAUUCUCACAGGUCUCUACAUGUGUGGCUGGUAUGUCGGAUCCUUCUUGGCUGCGUGGGCCACAUUCGGAACACGAAACUAUGCCAGUGACUGGUGCUGGCGCAUUCCCUCCGUUCUUCAAAUGGUUCUUCCAGUCUUGGCUUUGCCAGGACUAUUCCUAAUCCCCGAAUCUCCCAGGUACUUGAUCUCGAUCGAGCGUCACGAGGAAGCUCGCGCUUUUCUGGUGAAAUAUCACGCCGAAGGGGACGAGUCCUCAGCUCUGGCUGCCUUUGAGUAUGAAGAGAUUAACAGGAACAUCCAAAUGGAGCGCGAAUUUGCAAAAACUACUUCGUACAAACAGAUGUUGGCCACCCGUCCAAACCGCAAGCGAACGUUCAUCACGUUGUUCGUAGGCAUCUUUUCGCAGUGGUGUGGCCAGAAUGUCGCAGGCUACUACCUAUCUCCUGUUCUCAGAAGUAUUGGUGUUGAGACCGUCACGAAGCAGACCCUCAUCAAUGGCUUCUUGCAAGUCUGGAAUCUGAUGUGUGCGCUGACUGGAGCUUUCAACGUCGACAGAGUGGGACGACGAUUCCUGUUCUUAGCCGCAACCGGGGGCAUGCUCGUUUCCUAUAUCUUGAUCACCGCUCUCGCGGCGACAUUCGCUGAAGGCGGCUCGAAAGCUGUCGGCACGGCAGUCAUCCCUUUCCUGUUCCUGAUGUACGGGUGCUAUUCUCUGGCCUUUACACCCCUCAUGGUGGCAUACCCGGUAGAGAUCUGGCCUUACCAGCUUCGUUCGAGAGGUCUCGCCACGAUGUGGGUGUCGUCCGCCGUCGCCGUCUUCUUCAACAUCUUCGUUAACCCGAUUGCUCUCGAGGACAUCCAAUGGAGAUACUACCUGAUCUUCGUCUUUGUCCUCGCUGGCGGUGGCAUAGUCAUCUACUUCGUCUUCCCGGAAACCCGGGGCCAUAGCUUGGAGGAGAUGGCUCGCGUUUUCGGUGACGAGGAUGCCAUGGGUUCGUCUGAGGACUCACUCGCAGAGAAAUUGGCGACCGAGGAUCGGUCAGAACACCUUGAUGAUGUCCAUACCCCUUCUGAGAAGGCAGCAUAG